UAUUACAAAGCGCACGAGUCUGGGUCGCGACCGGAAGUGAUCUAAUCCCCGUUCGAAGAGGCCCGAAAGACUCGGGGAAUUUCUAUGGAAGAGAUGUCAGGAGAAAGUGUGGUGAGCUUGGCUGUGCCGGCAGCUACAACACGGACCACCUCCUUCAAGGGGUCCAGUCCCAGUUCCAAAUAUGUGAAGCUGAAUGUCGGGGGAGCGCUGUACUACACCACCAUGCAGACCCUGACCAAGCAGGACACCAUGCUGAAGGCCAUGUUCAGUGGCCGUAUGGAGGUCCUAACUGAUAGUGAAGGCUGGAUUCUGAUUGACAGGUGCGGGAAGCACUUUGGGACCAUCCUGAACUACCUGAGAGACGGAGUCGUCCCGUUACCUGAGAGCCGGAGGGAGACGGAGGAGUUACUGGCAGAGGCAAAGUAUUACCUGGUGCAGGGCCUGGUGGAUGAGUGUCAGGCGGCAUUACAGAACAAAGAUGCGUAUGAACCAUUCUGUAAAGUUCCACUGGUGACAUCAUCUAAGGAGGAACAGAGGCUCAUUGCCACUGCAAAUAAGCCUACAGUCAAACUGCUGUACAACAGGAGCAACAAUAAAUAUUCAUAUACAAGCAACUCUGAUGACAACAUGUUGAAGAACAUUGAGCUGUUUGACAAGCUGUCUCUGAGGUUCAAUGGCCGAGUGCUUUUCAUCAAGGAUGUGAUUGGGGAUGAGAUUUGUUGCUGGUCCUUUUACGGCCAGGGCAGGAAGAUUGCAGAGGUGUGCUGCACGUCAAUAGUCUACGCCACUGAGAAGAAGCAGACAAAGGUUGAGUUCCCAGAGGCUCGCAUCUACGAAGAAACCCUCAACAUCUUGCUCUAUGAGUCUCAAGAUGGCCGCGGACCUGACAAUGCACUACUGGAGGCCACAGGGGGCGCCGCAGGGCGUUCCCACCACAUCGACGAGGACGAAGAGAGGGAGCGCAUUGAAAGAGUGCGGAGGAUCCACAUCAAGCGCCCUGAUGACCGCACUCACCACCACCAGUAACCCUGCAGUUUCUCCUCUUUUCAGUGCCUUAAGAACUACCAGCGCUUCGGUUACACCCCUCUGUUUGCACACAGACACGUCAGUUAAGUUUAUCCCGAAUCUGCUUCCUUAGAGAGUCAAAGGGAUGCUCACAGAAUCGCUAGUAUUGAUAAUGAUACAUGAAUGUAGCAUAUAGGGCAGUGCAGCGUUGACCUCCUGUGCAUUUUUGAGGACCUCUCUAAAAAGAUACUAUGAUGGUGUAAAUGUGAAUAGAAAUGCACAACAGAUUGUUAGUUUUACUGCAUUCAUGAACAUGUUGCCCUGUUUGCUAUUCAUAAAGCAAAUUCCAAUGAAUAUACAGUGGUGUGAAAAAGUGUUGGCCCCCUUCCUGAUUUCUUAUUUUUUUG
Messenger RNA from Sinocyclocheilus grahami, 1412 nucleotides. RefSeq names its product BTB/POZ domain-containing adapter for CUL3-mediated RhoA degradation protein 3-like. The record is from RefSeq and is a predicted model, not a curated record. Gene Ontology annotation, biological process: protein ubiquitination; proteasome-mediated ubiquitin-dependent protein catabolic process; protein homooligomerization. The transcript is spliced from 7 exons. Bases 85 to 1026 code for a protein of 313 amino acids. Gene Ontology annotation, molecular function: protein binding; ubiquitin-protein transferase activity. Gene Ontology annotation, cellular component: Cul3-RING ubiquitin ligase complex. NCBI's taxonomy places the organism in Eukaryota, Metazoa, Chordata, Actinopteri, Cypriniformes, Cyprinidae.